AUGGGUGACAGAAAUAGUAAUUUUAGUUGGCAAUCUUCUAAUUUUGGGGCACUGCAAGCACGUACAAAUGAAUUAUUUUAUAUUACGGCGGCACAAGAACCUCUAAGUUUUAUCCUAUCCUAUCCCACUGGAACCGGGGUACGUUCACGCAUUAUCCACAAAAUUAACACAGCGUUAAUUUUGUGAACAUAUGUUUUUAGAGCAUAAGAGCAUAAGGCACACAAUGUAGCAAGUCCAAAAGCAAUUUUUAAAACGAGAUUAAAAAAAUUAGCAUGAGAUACGUGUGGCAGUACUAUAAGUACUAAGAUACACAAAAUGCGGUAGUCAACACAUUAAAAAAUCGUAUCUCGUACGAAACCAGAUUGUUCUUUGUUCCGCAUGGUUUUUAAAAACAUUUUCUGGGGUUUUAUGAUGCAAAAUUUUUAAAGAUUUUCCAAUUUGGUUUGCGUGGUCGUUCAACAUCGGGGUCAUUAAGGUCUGAAGCGGAAGUUUACGUUUAAUAUAUUCAAACUAUAAUUUAAUCAUUUGCUUAGCCUUAGUUGCUUAGACAUCAUCUCAGGUAUCUCGUAAUAAUUUGUCGAAAUUUUGCUUGCUUUGAACGUCGAGAACCUCUGUCUAUGGUAAGCAGGAAGACGAAGACUGCUUGGUAUGUAUGUCGCUUGGCUUGCUUCACACUUUUCACAGCUUUUUAGUGGUGGCGUAUUAAAGUAUAAAGCAACGAAGUUUAGUUGUAGACAAAUAUUGUGUUCGUGUUUAAAAUGCCUGAAAAAGAUUAACAACACUUUGUCGUUGGGAUGGAACGCCCCCUUCGUCAACAGGUUGAUAGUAUUAUAGUAUAUGUGUUACGUCUGACUAAAACGGCACGUUUCUGCUAGUUAUGUCGAAUCAUUGUUUAUCAUUUUAUUCAGCCAUUAGCCAUAGCCGGUCACUGUACUGUAGACUGGACCCCCACCUAGGCAACGACAUCAGAUAAUCAGAAUGCGUUUUAUAUGUUUUAUUUUCAAGUCGUUCUGGAUUCAUAGUCAUUUGUGCUAAAAUUCAGUUAAUGUCAAAAUGAUUUUAUGCUAUUUAUUCUAGACAAAUGUUUUAUAGUGUCAUUUCAGCCCAACUUUUAAAACAGGCAUACGAGUGUAUGUCACUGAUAUUGUGACAUGCGAAUUGCAAACAUACAUUUCAUCACGAUCACCAGUAAAGGCGACUGGUGGUAUAUGGCAGAUUGUUAUCAGGCCAUUGAUAAUUUUAAUUAAUCAUAUUCUUGACUUAAAUGCUUUUCAAAAAUCGCAAAACUAAUAAUUAAGCUUUGUGAAUUGUGAAUAUUCGAUGGGCUUCAAAUAGGUCAUAUAUAUUGCAUCUUUACUUUUAGACUUUACACUUUUAAAUUUUAAUCACGUAUGCUUUAGAUUUAAAUAUAUAUUAUUUAGUAGGAUUUAAACUUUUCCGUGCAUAUACAAACGCAAAGGAAAUACAAUAAUAGAAAGCAGUCAUAACUUCAAGAGUGUAUAUUAACGUAUUAAUAAUGCGUUAUCGCAGUUUGAAGUCAAAAUUAGUAAUUUGCAAACUUUAAAAUCUUUCUUUGUUUUGGGCACUCCUAGUCGAACACACUCAAUGAAGAAGUAAAAAAAUACUGUAUUAUAUAGUUUUUUACUCUUCCUACGCUUCAAAUUCGCGAUCUAUCGAGUGUUGUAUAGUUUGAAACAAAUAUAUUAGGCCAAUAUUAAACUUUCCAGAUGAAUCUAGACUUACGAGUUUCCAAACAUUAGUAAGCUAAAAUUAUAUAAUCACCUAAACAAAUACAGUGAUUAAUCGAUAUUACAAAUCAUACUAUAGGAUUAGUAUAUGUAUAUAUAGACUAUAUAUAGAUUAUAGGUUGAUUAUAGGCUGUUGCUAACCUGCGAUAGCGAUAGGGUUAUAUAGGCUGCCGUUAGGCUGUUGGUUGCGGAGGUGUGGUUGAAAAUAUCCAAAAAAAAACCGAUAUGGAAAGCCGAUAAUAUAAUAUUGUGGAUAUAUAUCGGUAUUUUUCACUUGGGAAAGUCGCCAAAUCUUAACCUAAUUUAUGCCAAACUACCGACGUAGUACGUAAAGGUCUUUCCAAACGGAACACUUUUUCUGAAAUUGCCAAAAAUUUUACGAAAUCGUUUUUAGGUGGUUUAUUGAAUGGUUUGAUCAUAUAUAGUUUGAUCAUAUAUGGUUUGAGGUCAUAUAUGUGAUAUGGUUUUGAUCAUACAUCUAUAUGUAAUACGAAAGAAGUUAUAUUCGCUGACCUCAGAAUGACAUUUCGUCAAAAUUUUUUUCGUCAAGAUUGGUUUAGAAACAAACUUGGAGUAGGGUUAGGUUAGGGUUAGAGUUAGUGUUUGGAAUAGGGUUAGUGUUAGUAAAACCGAUGCUUUGUUACGUCGUGUCAUUCUGAGGCCAGCGAAACAGAUAGAUAGAUAGAAAAACUUUAUUUAUCCAUGCACGCUAACCCUGUCAACCGAAGCUGAUUCCCACAGGGGGCGUGUAAAAAAUAUAAAAUAACCUCUUCCAUGUGAUAUACUCGCAAAUUAGCUCAGUACUAAAAAAGUCACUAUUCAAAUUAUAUAUAGAUAAUUGUGAUGAUGUCAUUAUACAUAUUGGAUUGUUUUUGUUAUUUUUCCUUUUCUUUCCAUUUAUUUCCGCUUAUUUUUGCCCAGCUUACGUAUAACAUUUGCCCAACUUAUCGACCCUUUAAUUUUUUGCGUUGCUGUUCCGUCCCCCCUAUGGUUAUGUCUAUGUCUACCUUGCUGUGAGUGUACAUCAGCACAUUUUAAUCAACCUUUUCACAAAGUCAGGUGGUAUCUAAAAGAUACCUAAAUACUAAACUGUGUAUAAAGUCGAAAAUUUUAUACAGAAAAUUAUAUCGAGAGCACAUGCAGAACAUCUAAUCUGCGAUUAAAGGAAUUCUUCCGAAAUCGUUAUCCGUAAACAUGACGUUUUUAUAAUAUAAAUAUGCACACUAGGUUAGAUCCUUCUUGUAGUUUUGACAUAAAUCCAACAUUAAUAUUGAUGCAGUGGCCAGUGCGCCUCGUGUGAAUGCAAAUUAUAAUGAAUCUUUCAUUAUAUCGACGUAAGAGAUAGGAGAACUGAUUUAUUUUUUGUUUAUAGAAAUCUGUGCUUUCACUACAUCUGGGAAGUGCAACCGUGGCUGUUGACAAUUUUUCAAUUUCCAAUUAA
Molecule: messenger RNA, 3189 nt
Organism: Paramuricea clavata
Lineage: Eukaryota; Metazoa; Cnidaria; Anthozoa; Malacalcyonacea; Plexauridae
Source: the annotation of a GenBank genome assembly